UCAAAACAGAAAAUCCCGAACGAAAACGGACGGAUUUCCUCGCGAAUUUGGUGCCUUUCGCCGUUUGUUCGAUCGGUGCAAGUGAGCGCAUUGUGGUUGUGCUUCGGUCACCCUUUCUUCUGCCGAUGGUGCGCGCUCGAAUGUGGAAGUUAUUAGAAUGAAAGUCACGGUGAAAAGCUGGAUGGGAGUUGCUGUCUGGAAAUGGCUGGCGAACGAUGACAACUGCGGUAUCUGCCGAAUGGCUUUCGAAGGCUGCUGUCCCGACUGCUCGCUUCCCGGUGACGACUGUCCGCUCGUUUGGGGCGCCUGCUCGCACUGCUUCCACGUGCACUGCAUCGUGAAGUGGCUCAAUUCGCAGGCCAACCAGCAGUGUCCCAUGUGUCGGCAGGUCUGGAAGUUUAACGAUAAGUAGAGCCCCGCAACGGCGGUGGCCAGCGGUGCUAGAGUGGCCGAGGUGAUGGCCAGAAGAACUAACGCACCGAGAUUCACGUGUAAAGCAAUAAACUCGCAGUGAAGAGUGGCAGGCGUGCCGUGUGUGUUCGUGUUUUAGAGUAGGCGGCACGGAGAAUUCGCGUCCGUUUUUGGCCAUAUAGUUGAUAAGGGGUGUCGCGGUGCCGCGUGUGCUGUGCGAAGGUGAGAUUAUUAGUCACAAGAGUGCUCGGUCGAAACGAUCAUUUUCUGUGCGAUUGGCGUGUCCAGUAAUUCCUGACUCCGGAGCACACUCGGAUUU
Molecule: messenger RNA, 730 nt
Organism: Anopheles cruzii
Lineage: Eukaryota; Metazoa; Arthropoda; Insecta; Diptera; Culicidae
Gene: lmgA
Product: anaphase-promoting complex subunit 11
Exons: 2
Coding region: 158-412 (84 amino acids)
Biological process (GO): protein ubiquitination; anaphase-promoting complex-dependent catabolic process; positive regulation of mitotic metaphase/anaphase transition
Cellular component (GO): nucleus; anaphase-promoting complex
Molecular function (GO): ubiquitin protein ligase activity; zinc ion binding; cullin family protein binding
Source: RefSeq, a predicted model, not a curated record